Molecule: messenger RNA, 1873 nt
Organism: Bactrocera dorsalis (oriental fruit fly)
Lineage: Eukaryota; Metazoa; Arthropoda; Insecta; Diptera; Tephritidae
Product: venom serine protease Bi-VSP-like
Exons: 8
Coding region: 313-1812 (499 amino acids)
Biological process (GO): proteolysis
Molecular function (GO): serine-type endopeptidase activity
Source: RefSeq, a predicted model, not a curated record
AGUUGCGAAUUCAAAGCGAUCGCGUUCAAAAGGGCUCAAUAAAAGCGCGUAGUAAACCGUGAGUGAAGGAAAUAAAAUGUUUCGAUUAUAAAAAUAAAGACUAACUAAUAAAAGCUUGAAAUUAAAAUUCGUGCAGUUUGAUGACUGGAUCGGAAAAGUAUUUUAUGAAUUGCACAUAAAGAAGAAAAAACAAAAAUUAAAAAACAAUAUUCAGAAAAUUGGAAAUUUUAUUUAAAUUAAAAGUAGAUAUAAUAUUUGUAUUAGUUAAAAAAAAAGUUGUUGUGUUUUUGAAAAAGUGAAAAAGUGAAAACAAUGAAAUCUAGUUUGGCCUUAUUUUUUCUGUGCUCACUAAAAAUAAUAACAAUUAAAGCUCAGUACAAUUGUGUGAGUCCAGAGAAUCAUUAUGGCCAGUGCGUUGCCUUCAAUUCUUGCCCACAGGUGGUGAAUGGUCAGAGAGCGCGCAAUCAGCAAUAUGUGGCAGCUGCACAACGAGCGUGUGGUGGCCAAUCGUUUUGUUGCGCGCAACCACAGCAGCGUCCACGCCCAGUGUCCCAACGACUGACCAGCCCGUUCGCAGCUCAACAGCAACAAAGUCGACGUGUACCUGCACCAAAUACACUACAAGUGCGGCGAUCUGUUGCAGCACAACCACAACAACAACUACAUCAACAACCACAGCAACAGCGAAUAAUACGUCAACAGCCAAGAAUUGAUUUUCGCAACAUUUUCGGUGUGAAUGAAUAUAACCAAGCUCAAUCAGGGUUUGUGGACUUUAGAGCUGGACAAUUCUGUAAUACUCCCGACAAUGCAGAAGGAGCUUGUAUGGAAAUCAACGAUUGCCAAGUGUUGUUGGGACAGUUGUAUCAACGUUAUACAGAUCCUAAUUUCGUUCAAUAUUUACGCGCUUCGAAUAGAAAUUGUGGCGGUAGCUCGCAUAGCGUCUGCUGCCCUGGUGGCGCACAGCCUUCACGUCCGGCGCCAGCACCCGCACCAAGUCCUGCGCCCAGUCAAGUAAGCUCUGCUGGUACUUGUGGCACUGUGCUGCGUACAUUUAAGAAGAUUGUCGGUGGUAAAGUGAGUGGCAAAAGUGAUUGGCCAUGGAUGGCAUUACUAGCCUAUCCGGAUGUCGAUCCCAGCUCGCCAUUCAAAUGCGGCGGGACUUUAGUGUCCUCUCGACAUGUUGUAACGGCGGCGCAUUGUAUACGAAGCGAUUUAAGCUACGUUCGUCUUGGCGAAUACGAUCUGAGCACAGAUACAGAAACCCAGCAUCAGGAUAUAAGCGUAUUGAAGCAAGAAAAACAUCCGAAUUAUAACACCGCUAAUGGACGUAAUGACAUCGGUAUAGUCUGGCUGCAGCGUGCCGUACAAUUCACCAACAACAUUAAGCCCAUUUGCUUGCCCAGCUCACAGCAGUUGCGUAGCAAAUCCUAUCUAAAUUACACACCCUUCGUAGCGGGUUGGGGCAAAACCAUGGAAGGCGGUACCUCUGCGAAUGUCUUGCAGGAGCUCCAAAUACCAAUAUUGGAUAACAGUGUUUGUCGUGACAGUUAUCAGCGUGCGAACCGUCUAAUCACAGCCGAUCAAUUCGACACUGGUGUGAUAUGCGCUGGCGUGCUAUCCGGCGGCAAGGAUACUUGCCAAGGCGACUCGGGUGGACCACUGAUGAUACCGGAGACCGUUGGUAGCACCAUACAAUUCUAUCUGAUUGGCGUCGUCUCGUACGGUGUGGGCUGUGCGCGUCCUCAAAUUCCCGGCGUUUACACGAGUGUACAGUAUUUUGUGGAUUGGAUUUUAGCGAAAAUUGCUACUUAAAGUUGUAAUUAAUAACUAAGUAAUGACUUUUGUGUUGCAAUAAAAUAAUAUUUAUAUUUAA